AUGAAGCAGAAUAUUUAUUUUGGAUAUAUAUGCUGGAAAAUCUCCAGCAGAAUUGAAAUCAAAAAUCCUUUUCACGACUUAACAGUGUGUUUAUUUGUUGAGUGUGUGGAUAUAAUUGCUAAUUGGGAUACUCAGAGAUUCAGGGAUAUAGCACAUCGUUUCUCAGCAAGCUUUCUAUAUAGCACCACGGCCUUUUUUGUUCUUACACAAAUGCUUUACGUGGUUCCCCAGGUUUAUGAUACCAGCGGAGUAAUGUAUAAACUUGGCUGUUUAACAACUGUCUUCAUUACCUACAAUAUCUUGGCUAAUAUGAGUGCCUGUAAGCGAACGGACACCAGCGUAUGGAGUUUGCCCUGGGAUCAACUAUGUCCGUCUCCUGAAGACGAGUCCUUGUGGCGUUAUUGUGAUUCCUGUGAGAGACUUAUGCCACCAAGAUCCUGGCACUGCAAGGUGUGUAAAUGUUGCAUUCUGAAGCGGAGUCACCACUGCAUUUUCACUGCCAACUGUGUGGGUCAUAAUAAUCAGCGUUACUUUUUUUGGUUUACUUUCUACAUGACCUUGGGUCUUCUCUUGUCCCUGGGCAAUACCAUUAUUUUUAUGCUGAAGAAUUUCGAUUACUUUUAUAUGAUAACUUGGCUUUGGCCUGUGGCCAUCUACCUGGACGAGUUUGCCAGUGGUCCCAGUCCUCCCAACUGGCUCGGUUUGACUAUAAUGUUCAAUGCCUACAUUCUCCUGCCUCCUCUGGUGAUGUUCAUGUUUCAAAUGGUGUCCAUUUGGAGGAACACUGUAAUCUUUGACCUGAACAACGACUCCUACAAUCUUGGGCUACGGGAGAAUUUCAGAUCGAUUGUGGGUCAAAAAGGUCUCUGGACCUUUCUUUCGCCGAGAUUAAAGAGUCCCUUGCCCCAUGAUGGUACUCAGUGUCCGGAGAAGAAAUAA
This is a messenger RNA of Drosophila serrata, 939 nucleotides long. RefSeq names its product putative palmitoyltransferase ZDHHC24. Lineage: Eukaryota; Metazoa; Arthropoda; Insecta; Diptera; Drosophilidae. The record is from RefSeq and is a predicted model, not a curated record. Gene Ontology annotation, molecular function: palmitoyltransferase activity.